CGACUGCAAAAGUACGCGCUGAUGAUAGGCCUUUUAGGGGUCAACGGCGCCUUGAUUUAUAUUGCUUGGAAGUACAAGCAAUCCCAUUACAUCUUCCUGGUUCUCCUCGCGAUGAAUACAUUUCUCCAGGCGGUCAUGAUCAUGUGUUUGAUCAUCCACUACAUCUUCACGAGGCUCCUCUGCUGCUGCCUGAGACGGAAAGAGAAGAUCCCCGAUCGGCCGGAACGCAUUUGUAUGGUGAUUCCGUGCUAUAAUGAGACGAGACAUGAGCUGGAGAGGUCCCUCGAUUCUCUUGUCAGACAACAGGACCUGGAUGGCCAUGCACGGAUGGCACUGAUUAUCGUGGACGGAAAUGUGAAGGGCAAGGGAAUGGAAAAGACAACGCAAGAACAUCUCCUGGAUGACAUAUUGCUGAAAAGUAAUCGGACGUACUUCCGCAAUGGAUAUCGAGCACGAGAUGGUCUCUUCAUGGCAUGUACCGUCCAAGACGGCUACUACAAAGGAUUACCAUAUAUCCUUAUAGGAAAGAGAUACAACCAAGGGAAACGAGACUCACUAUGUUUCAUACGCUCCUUUUUGUACCAUUUCUGCAACCGCUCCCAAGGAAUCGAAACGAUCUUCAAUCCGAAGCUGUUCGAUCACCUCGCAAAUCUCCUCAUCAUCCAUGGCUUGAACGAGGUCGACUACCUAGUCGGGAUCGAUGCGGAUACCGUCCUUGCGGACGAUUGCGUUUCAGAGAUGGUGAAGGUUAUAAGGACGGAUCCAAAGCUUGUUGGCGUUUGCGGUCACGUCUGUGUUGACUUCGGAAACAGGCCAUUCGGUUUCUGGGAGCUGUAUCAAUACGUAGAGUACUCGCUCACCCAAGGCCUAAGGAGGAUGUUCCAAUCAAGGAUAACAGGAAGAGUCAAUUGCUUGCCAGGUUGCUGUCAGCUCCUUCGUGUUGACCAGGCUACGUUCGGUGAUAAGGUCCUUCGGGAAAAGUUUGGAUACGUCCCGAAGCCCAACGAUGGCAUGACCAAGCAUAUCAUGGGCAACUAUUCAGAAGACUCGAUACAUGCAUCGGUGAUAUUCUCUUGUUUUCCAAGCAAACGAACAGCCCAAGCACUCAAAGCGAAAGCCUAUACGGUAGUCCCCGAUAACUGGCGUGUCUUCCUCUCGCAACGGAAGCGCUGGAGUUUGGGAUCGAUUAGCAACGAGUUCGUCAUGGCAUGGCGUCCAGGUAUCCUCCUAAUUGAGCGGAUCUGUUCCAUCAUCACAUGCAUAACCUGGUUCAUAAUGCCGUUCAUAAUUGCUGCCUUUGCCGAACUGAUAUGGCUUCUCGUCCGGAAGGGCCCGAAGAUCAUCGAUGAUCAUGUUUUCAUCGGACUCUUAAGCGUGCUUGUGGUUCGAUAUAUUUACUCGUUCUUAAUCCUGGCCUGGCUGCCAUCCGGCUUCUUCGAACGGCUUCAGUUCUUCGUUGGGUUCUUCAUACAUCUCUUAGCUUCGCCUUUCAUGAACAUUAUUAUCAUCGUUUAUUCUCUCUUCUAUAGCGACGAUUUUAAAUGGGGCAAAACAAGAGAAGUCGUUGAAGAGGAGGACACGAUGGAGGAGAAGCGCCCAAUGAAUUUCUACCGGAGCAAUACCAGUUACUACAUAAGGAGGGAGAUAGAUGUGAAAGAGUAA
This is a messenger RNA of Eremomyces bilateralis CBS 781.70, 1662 nucleotides long. RefSeq lists its product as uncharacterized. Gene Ontology annotation, molecular function: chitin synthase activity. Gene Ontology annotation, cellular component: cell septum; cell periphery. The record is from RefSeq and is a predicted model, not a curated record. The transcript is spliced from 6 exons. NCBI's taxonomy places the organism in Eukaryota, Fungi, Ascomycota, Dothideomycetes, Eremomycetales, Eremomycetaceae. Bases 22 to 1662 code for a protein of 546 amino acids.